Messenger RNA from Antrostomus carolinensis (chuck-will's-widow), 557 nucleotides. RefSeq names its product rab GTPase-activating protein 1-like. Gene Ontology annotation, molecular function: small GTPase binding; GTPase activator activity. Gene Ontology annotation, biological process: regulation of GTPase activity. The record is from RefSeq and is a predicted model, not a curated record. Lineage: Eukaryota; Metazoa; Chordata; Aves; Caprimulgiformes; Caprimulgidae.
AUAAGCGUGUGUUCAUGACCGUGGCAGUGGAUAUGGUUGUUACUGAAGUCGUAGAGCCGGUCAGGUUUUUGCUGGAGACAGUUGUGCGUGUGUAUCCUGCCAACGAACGCUUCUGGUACUUCAGCAGAAAAACCUUCACGGAAACUUUUCAUAUGAAGCUAAAACAGUCUGAAGGGAAAAGCCACACAAGCGCUGGUGAUGCCAUUUAUGAAGUUGUCAGCCUACAAAGAGAAUCUGCAAGAGAGGAAGAAUUGGCCAGCCCAACAAGUGGAGGAGGGCCUGUGUCAUCCCAGGAAGAUGAGGCAGAAGAAGAGAGUGAUAAUGAACUCUCCAGUGGCACUGGUGAUGUGUCAAAGGAUUGUCCUGAGAAGAUUUUGUAUUCCUGGGGAGAAUUACUGGGCAGAUGGCACAAUAAUCUUGUUGUGAGACCAAAUGGAUUAUCUACCCUGGUGAAGAGCAAAAUUCCAGAGGCACUAAGGGCAGAGGUUUGGCAGUUGCUGGCAGGAUGCCAUGACAACCAGGCAAUGCUGGAUAAAUAUAGAGUUCUCAUCACAAUG